AUGAAGUCCUCUAAAGCCCUUAGCAGGGCCAGGAAGGAAGCAUCUGCCCUUUCCAGGUCGAAACAACAGACUCAGUUGCUCGCGCGGGCAGCAUCAUCGUCAGCUUCGCUCACGACCAGCAUUCCAGCACCAACGAGCUCGCAGUCCCAACGACAAAGCCUCCUCCUUCCCUCCCACAGGGUAAACAACGCCCUCCGAACCUUCCCGUCCUACGCCACUCCUCUACGAACCACCCAAAGCAGACACUAUGCAUCGGCCCCCGACAGCCUCUCGACAGGCCCCCUCAGCAAGACGGCCCUCUACGACCUGCACCUCGCGCACGGCGCCAAGAUGGUGCCCUUCGGCGGCUUCGAGAUGCCGGUGCAAUACUCCGGGCUCGGCGUAAGCGCCUCGCACCACUUCACGCGCGAGAAGGCCUCGCUCUUCGACGUCGGCCACAUGGUGCAGCACCGGUUCGAGGGCCCCGGCGCAGCCGCAUUCCUGCAGCGCGUGACGCCAGGCAGCAUCGCAGCGCUGCCUGCGCACCAGAGCACGCUCAGCACGCUGCUGUGGCCCGGCUCGGGCGGCAUCGUCGACGAUACGGUGAUCACGCGCCUGGGACCUGAGCUGUUCUACGUCGUCACCAACGCCGCCUGUCGCGACAAGGACCUCAAGUACCUGGCGGAGCAGCUGGAGGCGUGGCGCAACGAGGCAGCGGAGGGCAAGGAGAAGGAGGUCCGACACGAGGUCCUCGAUGGCUGGGGCCUCGUGGCGCUGCAGGGCCCGCUCGCUGAGGACAUCCUCGCGGAGCUGCUGCUCGUGCCGGAGGAGGCGAAGCUGCGCGAGCUGUAUUUCGGGCAGAGCCGCUUCGUGAAGCUCAAGCUGCGCGGCAGCGAGCUCUCGCGCCCCGUGCUCGUCUCCCGCGGCGGUUACACGGGCGAGGACGGGUUCGAGAUCUCGAUCGCGCCCGAAGACACCGUGGCAAUCACCGAGGCGCUGCUGCAGACCGCGGGCCCGGAGCGACUGCAGCUCGCCGGUCUGGGCGCCAGGGACAGUCUGAGGCUCGAGGCUGGCAUGUGUCUGUACGGCCACGACCUGGACGACACCACGACGCCCGUCGAGGGCGCGCUGAGCUGGAUCAUCGGCAAGGACCGCCGCGACCCGGCCGCGGCCGACAAGUUCCACGGCGCCGACGCCAUCCUCGCGCAGCUGAAGUCCAAGAGCAAGGGCGGUCAGGGCGUCGAGCGGCGGCGCGUCGGCUUCGUCAUCGAGGGCGCGCCCGCGCGCGAGGGGGCCGAGAUCGUUGAUGGCGCUGACGGCGGCAAGAUCGGCGUCGUCACCAGCGGGUGUCCCAGCCCGACGCUGGGCAAGAACAUCGCCAUGGGCUACGUCAAGGAUGGGUCGCACAAGGCGGGCACCGAGGUCGAGGUUGUGGUGCGGGGCCGCAAGCGCAAGGCCGUCGUCACUAAGAUGCCGUUUGUGGCUACCAAGUACUGGAAGGGCACCGCACCGGCCUAG
Molecule: messenger RNA, 1497 nt
Organism: Anthostomella pinea
Lineage: Eukaryota; Fungi; Ascomycota; Sordariomycetes; Xylariales; Xylariaceae
Source: the annotation of a GenBank genome assembly